Messenger RNA from Hippocampus zosterae (dwarf seahorse), 2317 nucleotides. It is a transcript of the gene bin3, whose product is annotated as bridging integrator 3. Bases 241 to 1002 code for a protein of 253 amino acids. The transcript is spliced from 9 exons. Gene Ontology annotation, biological process: plasma membrane tubulation; endocytosis; actin cortical patch localization. Gene Ontology annotation, molecular function: lipid binding; protein binding. The record is from RefSeq and is a predicted model, not a curated record. Gene Ontology annotation, cellular component: cytoplasm; actin cortical patch. NCBI's taxonomy places the organism in Eukaryota, Metazoa, Chordata, Actinopteri, Syngnathiformes, Syngnathidae.
GAACAAACAACCUUUUACAUUCGUGCACAAAAUAAAAACUAUUCAUGCCAUGGUAAAAAUUAAUGGUUUUGUCAUUUGGGUGAAUUUACAAGUUUGAGUCGCGCUGCUUACUUCGGAGGAAACCCAAGUGGCUGAUCCUCCAACUUCCUGUUCCAUGCCCCGUAGUUUGGCCGUGAGGGAUGAGUUCCUUGGAAGAAAACACAGCAACUCAAUGAAACUGGAUUAAAAAUUCAAGCCAACAUGAGCUGGAUUCCUUUCAAGAUCGGGCAGCCCAAGAAGCAGAUUGUCUCCAAAACUGUUGAAAGAGACUUUGAAAGAGAAUAUGACAAGCUGCAAAAGCUGGAGGAUCAGACAAAAAAGCUUCACAAGGACAUGAAGAAAAGCACGGAGGCUGAUUUAGCCAUGUCGAAAGCGGCGGUGAAGAUCUCAGCCGACCUUCUGAGUAACCCGCUGUGCGAACAGGACCAGGCCUUUUUCGAGUCCAUGACGGCUUUGGACACAGCCAUGAAGACGAUGGACUCUUUCAACCAAGAGAAGGUCAACCAGAUCCAGAAGACCGUUAUCGACCCUUUGAAGAAGUACAGCGCCGUCUUCCCCAGCCUCAACAUGGCCGUCAAACGUCGCGAGCAAACCUUGCAAGACUACAAGCGCCUGCAGUCCAAAGUGGAGAAGUACGAGGAGAAAGAGAAAACCGGGCCCGUGAUGGUCAAACUGCACCAGGCCAGAGAGGAGCUGCGACCGGUCAGGGAAGACUUUGAGACCAAGAACAAGCAGCUGCUGGACGAGAUGCCCAAGUUCUACCACAGCCGCAUCGACUACUUCCAGCCCAGCUUCGAGGCCCUCAUUCGGGCGCAGGUGGUGUAUUUCACGGAAAUGUACAAAGUCUUCAGCGAGCUGACGGAUCAGAUCGACCAGGCGGGCCUGACCGACGAGCAGCGGCAGAGGGAGAGCGAGGCCAAGCUCAACGAGCUGCGCGCUCUCUCCAUCGUGGCCGACGACUGAGACGUCGGACGCUUCGCCAAAGGGAGGCGCCGAACUAAACUGGUUAGUCCUUCUCCACUGCUUGUUUUGUCGGAGGCCACAUUAAUGAAGCCAUCAAGCCAACGCGACUUUACCGCUUUCCUCGAACGGUGGCCGUCCCGCAAUCCAUCUCCUAAAUAUAACAACGUAUCUUCAUAGAUGUCGUAUGCCCAUUUAAAUCGCCGGUUAGGUGCUUCUGUGUUGAUUCGCAACGGUAUCCGUAAAGUCAUUCAGGUGUGUAGGACGUGUCAUGUAGAAUAAAUUAUAUUUCUGACCAUUAUCUCAGCGAGUGCUAUUCUCACACAGACUGUGUGAGCGCGCGCGCCCAUUCCAAGUCUGUUACUACCCAAAACAGCAGCACCUCAGUUAUCACUCCAUGGUUGUGUUCCACUGUCGUGGAGUCAUGCUUUUUGUUUUGAACUCCAGAUUAAUUGACAUCAAUUGUAGGACAGUACGAUAAUUCUGUUCAUGAUUAUUUCUUCCAUUCUUUUAUUUUUUUGGUGCUUACAAGGUGCCUUCAUUUGACUGUUUGAUUUUAUUUAUCUAUUUAUCACGUAAAGCAGACGCAAUCACUCUUCUGGUCGAGACUUUUUUUUCACACCUGACGUUAUCUUUUCGUUCUCCGCGGCGACAUCUUUGUGGCGCACGAAGCAGCAAAAUGGCUCAAAAGUUAACGACUUGAAGAAGCGAACGGACUGUGCAGUCGGCCUCCAUCAAAAUCGAGCCAAGUGCUCCCUCUAGUGGACGAAAAAGCAUGUGGUCCACUCUGCUAAAAGAGGUCAGAGGUCACAGAUGUACACCGGGUGCUCUUACUUUCCCUUCUCGUGUCAUACGAUUUGCCUUGUCUUUGAAUUAUUUUGUUGUUUACUUUAACUUAAGCUAACUAUUGAUGAAUAGUCUUUCGAGCUAAUGAAGGCGGGAUAUUUUCAAGCAUUGCCAUGGAAAACACCCAUAUAAUGUCUAUUCUUUUAACGUGAAUUUACUUGACAUGUUAUUUUUGGUGUAAAAUCAUUACUUGAAAACGGAAAACAUGAUUGUAAUGUCAGGAUAGAUCAGGUUACUAAUAAUUUUAUUUUCUUUCACCAAAAAUACCUUACUGAAGUUACAUUUUUCUUGCAUUUACUUUUUUUUUUGUUUGUUGUCAGUGUGACAGUAAUAACCCUUUUAAGCAAUUAAUUGUUUGUUUUACACCAGUAAAUACUUUUACCACAGAGAGUUGGCUUUAUUUGUUUGUAAACAAAUGUGUUUUGUUUUGUUUUUUUGCAUACAUUAAGAAAAUAAAUGAGAACUGACUUUG